This is a messenger RNA of Ochlerotatus camptorhynchus, 780 nucleotides long. RefSeq names its product jerky protein homolog-like. The transcript has 2 exons. Gene Ontology annotation, molecular function: nucleic acid binding. The record is from RefSeq and is a predicted model, not a curated record. The coding region runs from base 1 to 780 and encodes 259 amino acids. Lineage: Eukaryota; Metazoa; Arthropoda; Insecta; Diptera; Culicidae.
AUGGAUCAGCAUGUUAUUCAGCUGGUGAAGGCUCGUUACAAGAAGAUCAUGACAAACGAGAUUCUUGGAAGAGGUGAUGAUUUUCACGAUAACGUCAAACGCAUCAACAUCAAAGAUGCCAUGUUUUGGAUUGCCCAAGCAUGGGAAGCUGUUCCGGAAUCUGCCAUUCAGAAGUCCUGGAAAAUAUUGUAUACGGAGACACCGGGUGAUGAUGAGGACGACUUGCCAUUGUCCGUAUUGCAAGAAAGGCUGAGGAACAUAAUGAAUAAUAUUAACCAGCUGGAAACAAUUGACGAGGAAAACGCAGAGUUCGAGAUCCUGAAGGACGAUGAAAUCGUUGAGAAAAUACUCAACCCAUCAGUUGAUGACUUCUUUUACACAACGAACCAAGAUCACGAGGAUAGCCAACAUCUUUCUACAUCGGUUGAUCCUGAAGAUGAAAAUGUUAACGUUUCUGAUGAAGCUGCUUUGAAUGGAGCUGACGUUCUGCUUAGGUAUGCGGAAGAGCAAGUGCAUAAGGUCGUGCUGAAUGCAGCGAAACCGAUUAUCUCUGAGUAUCAGCACGGAUUCAUACCACACCGGUCUACUACAACCAACUUACUGUGCUAUACCAACGUACUGUUCCGUGAGAUAGAACGUCGCAACCAGGUGGACUCUAUUUACAUCGACUUUUCGAAAGCGUUCGACACCGUCCCGCAUGCCUAUGCCACAGAAAAACUGAAACACAUGGGAUUUCCGGAUUGGGUUGCGGACUGGAUAAGGUCAUAUCUAACGGGUUGA